Molecule: messenger RNA, 711 nt
Organism: Linum tenue
Lineage: Eukaryota; Viridiplantae; Streptophyta; Magnoliopsida; Malpighiales; Linaceae
Source: the annotation of a GenBank genome assembly
CCCAAAUGUUUGGUCUUAAGUGACCCACGUGCUCGCCUUCUCCUCUCACAAAGAGAUCUGCCAAUCUCUUUUACCCCACUCGCUAACAAAGAAACCCUGAGCUUUAGCUUUACCCAUUGGACAAUCCCCCACCUCUUCCUCUUCAUACGCAACCAUCUAUCCCUCUCUCCUUCCUCUGUAUCUCCUUUCACCCCUUCUCUUCCCUCACCCGCUCCCCUGUCAAGUUUCACUUGCCAUCUCUCUUGCACAAUUUUUUUGGGUGCUCUUCUCCUCAGCCAUAGAAUCCCAGGUCACGCUCUUCCUGUCCUGCUGUCGAAGAAGAACGAGAAGAGGAAUCAUAGGUCUCAAUCUCUCACUCUGUCCUACUGUUGGAGAAUGAAAAAAAAAGGAGAAUCAUUGGAAAAGAGAAAGAAGAUGAAGAGUCAUUUGUUAUCAUUCUGUUUCUAGCCCGGUGAGUUACGCAACAGUGAUGCAAUCUCCGACAAAGGGAGAUCACUCUGUGGGAUUGGGUCGAUCGGCCAUUGACGGCAGAGAAGGGUGACAUAGCACCAGAAGCAGGGAGAAGAUAUAUCCCAACCAUACAAGAGCUCCACGCUUACACGAGAUGACUUCCCUUCUACUCUCCUCUCUCAACUUUACCAGAAUUAUUGGGUCUCUCUCAUCGCAAUCUUAGUUGCUUUGUACAGUACCCCAUUUCCCUUUGGUUGCGCC